Messenger RNA from Lodderomyces jiufengensis, 1761 nucleotides. RefSeq lists its product as uncharacterized. Bases 1 to 1761 code for a protein of 586 amino acids. Gene Ontology annotation, cellular component: membrane. Gene Ontology annotation, molecular function: xenobiotic transmembrane transporter activity; antiporter activity. The transcript has a single exon. NCBI's taxonomy places the organism in Eukaryota, Fungi, Ascomycota, Pichiomycetes, Serinales, Debaryomycetaceae. Gene Ontology annotation, biological process: xenobiotic detoxification by transmembrane export across the plasma membrane. The record is from RefSeq and is a predicted model, not a curated record.
AUGUCACAUCCAGAUAGAACUCAUCAGUUCACUCAUUCAAAUCAAAGAAGAAGAGCUUCAGUAUUAUAUGGAUCAAUAGGAAAAGGUGGAUUAUACUUGCCUUCUGAUUUCAUCAAGGAAAAUAAUCAAACUCGUAAAUAUUCAAUUAAAGACUUUGUGGAUGAAAAUGCUCCAUUAUUAGAUAUUCAGGGGGAUUAUAUAAAUGAUGUAGAACCACCACUAAAAGAUCGUAGAAAAUCAAGUAUUGAAUCAAGAGAAUUAAUUGAACAAGAACGAGAAUUAUUGAAAUAUAAUCAUAUUCCUGUAUUGAAUCCAGAUAAUGAAAGUGAUAUAAGAGAAGCUUUUGAGGAAGCUAUAGAUAAACACCAAAUAGAAGUUACUACUCCUUGGAUAGAAUUAAAUGUGCUAUUUAGAACCAGUUUGCCUUCAGUUUUGACUUUCUUGUUACAGUGUUCAUUAUCAACAGUUUCAGUAUUUUCAGUAGGUCAUAUUGGUCCAACAGAAUUAGCAGCUGUUAGUUUAGGUGCAAUGAUGGCAAAUAUUACAGGAUAUGCUACUAUACAAGGAUUGGCGUGCUGUUUAGAUAGUUAUUGUCCUGCUAGUUUUGGUGCUAAAAAAUAUACGUUAGUGGGGAUUUAUGUUCAAAAAUGUACUGCAUUAAUAGUUACUGUUAUGAUACCAGUAUUAAUAGCAUGGGUGUUUUUUGGUUAUGAUUUAUUAACUUUAAUUAUUCCAGAUAAAGACACAGCUCAUUUAUCUGCUGUUUAUUUAAGAAUUGUUGCUAUCGGUAUACCUGGAUAUAUUGUAUUCGAAGUUGGUAAAAGAUUUUUACAAGCUCAAGGAAUUUAUAAUGUUGGAGCUUAUGUUUUGUCUUUUGCUGCUCCAUCUAAUUUGGUAAUGAAUAUCUUGUUGGUAAAACAUUUAGGUUAUAUUGGAGCUCCAAUAUCAGUAGCUAUUAAUUAUUGGCUUAUGGCGAUAGGAUUAGUUGUAUCAACUAUGUUUAUCAAACCAGAAAAUACUCCAACCGGUAUAAAUCCUAGAAGAUGUUGGGGUGGUAUAAAUUUGAAACAGGCUUUUGAAGGUUGGGGCAAUUUAGCAUCAUUAGCUAUUCCAGGUUUAAUUAUGUUGGAAGCUGAAUUUAUAGCAUUUGAAAUAUUAACAUUAAUGGCAUCAUAUAUAAACACCAAGUCAUUAGCUGCACAAUCAAUAGGUACAACAAUGGCAUCAUUAACUUAUCAAGUUCCUUUUGCUAUUGGAAUUGCAUCAUCUUCUAGAAUUGCUAACUUUUUAGGUGCUGGAUUAGCUGAUUCUGCUAAAGUAACUACUAAGGUUUCACUAGCAUUUGGUGGAGUUAUUUCAAUUUUGAAUUUUUUAGCAUUGUAUCUGUUUAGAAGACCAAUUGCCAACGCUUUUACAAAUGAUCAAGAAGUCAUAGACAUCGUAUUGGGUAUAAUGUGGCUUAUUGCAUUAAUGCAAGUAUCAGACGCAUUAAAUGCAAAUUCAGCAGGAUGUUUGAGAGGUCAAGGACAAACCAAAAUUGGUGGGAUAGUAAAUUUGAUUUCAUAUUAUUUAAUUGGUAUACCACUUAGUGUAUAUUUAUCAUUUUAUUCACCAUGGAGAGGAUCAUUACAUGGAUUAUGGAUUGGGUGUACUGUUGCUUUAACUAUUAUUGGCGUUGUUCAAAGUUAUUAUGCUUUAUUUGCUGAUUUUAAUAAAUUAUGUGAUGAUGCUAGACAUAGAACUACUAUUUCUGAUGUAUAG